AUGACCACCCCAUUUUUACGAACGAGAAUGUUGGGGAUAGCGCGCCAAGCGCGCUCCUUCAGCUGUACCACGCGCCAAUGUGCCGCAGAAGUGAAAAGCCUGGGUGUUAUUGGCGCCGGUCAGAUGGGUCUGGGUAUUGCUUUGGUUGCUGCUCAGAAAGCUCAGGUCCCCGUCAGGUUGAUUGACACGUCCGACGCGGCAUUGAGCAAGGGACUCGCAUUUGCAGACAAACUCUUGGCAAAGGAUGUGUCCAAGUCCCGGCUCACUCAGGAACAGGCUGACCAGGCCCGCGCCUUGCUGAAGCCAAGCAUCAAGAUGGAAGAUCUCUCUGAUGUCGACUUUGUUAUUGAAGCGGUUCCUGAAAUUCCCAAGCUCAAGUUCGAUAUCUUUGGCAGCCUCGCAAAGAUAUGCCCAAAGCACGCGAUCCUUGCGACAAAUACGUCUUCCAUCUCCAUCACCAAAAUCGCAGCCGCUGCUACCGCUGACCCCACAGACACAUCGGCUUCAUCCCGUGUCGUCUCGACACACUUUAUGAACCCUGUGCCCGUGCAGAAGGGUGUCGAGAUUAUCAGUGGCCUGCAGACGAGUAAGGAAACACUCGAGACUGCCGUGGAGUUUUGCAAGAAACUCGGCAAGGUUACCUCGAUAUCUGCCGACACACCCGGUUUUCUGGCCAACCGCAUUCUUAUGCCUUAUAUUAAUGAGGCUGUCAUUUGUCUCGAGACGGGUGUCGGAGACCGCGAGUCGAUUGACGCCAUUAUGAAGAACGGAACCAACGUUCCCAUGGGGCCUCUCCAACUUGCCGACUUUAUCGGACUUGAUACCUGCCUGGCCAUCAUGAGGGUGUUGUAUAACGAGACGGGCGAUUCAAAAUAUCGUCCUAGUGUUCUUUUGGGCAAGAUGGUAGAUGCAGGCUGGCUGGGCAAGAAGAGCGGCAAGGGCUUUUAUGACUACUGA
Messenger RNA from Metarhizium brunneum ARSEF 3297, 957 nucleotides. RefSeq lists its product as uncharacterized. Gene Ontology annotation, molecular function: NAD+ binding; oxidoreductase activity, acting on the CH-OH group of donors, NAD or NADP as acceptor. Lineage: Eukaryota; Fungi; Ascomycota; Sordariomycetes; Hypocreales; Clavicipitaceae. Gene Ontology annotation, biological process: fatty acid metabolic process. The record is from RefSeq and is a predicted model, not a curated record.